CAGGUGAACACGCCGUAGUGCUUCCCACUGGACUUGUCCCCACACACCACACAGUCCACCACGCAGGCCUUGUCCUCGUCCCCGACGUCCACGUCGCUGCUGCCGGCCUGGGGCGAUCCGUCCUCUUCCUCCCUCUUCAGAGAAGGAGGUGGACAGCUCCUCACUUCCCAUGUUUCUCAGCUCAGACGAUGGACUGUCGGGCUGCUGACUGUCACUGACCUCUUCUGAUGAGAGGGGGAAAAAGCUCUCCUCCUGGUGACUGUGCAAGAUGCCUCUGAGAGGAGAGUCGUGUUUCUCCAGAUCCAGGAUGUCCCCCUGAUAAAGUUCCUUCGUAACCUCUUGAACCAUGGAGACCCCAGAGCCCGGGCCAGCGGAUGGAGAGGAGCGUCUGGUGGAGCUGCGACCUCGGACACGCUCCAACCCUGAAGGGGCUGAGGACCGCCGCAGCAGCACCGGCAGCCUGGGCGGCAACAACAACAACAACCCGAACAUUUCCCAGCCUGCGGUGGGCAGCCGCGUGGAGGGGGAGGGCGAGGCGUCGACCAGCGACAGUCCUCCCAGUUCGACCACAACCACCGUCUCAACAGCCGUCGCUCAGACCGUGGUUCCUCCUGCGGCUGCAGUUGCGGCUGCGGCCGGAGCCGCGGCGCCUCUGACCACCGCAGCUGUUGCAAUCAAAGAGAGGCCGAAGCCCCCCCAGCAGCAGCAGCAGCCCACGCUCACAGCCUCCGUCCCUCCGCCUGCAGAGUACCAGCUCCGUGUUCCCCGUGUCAACUGCCCAGAGAAAGUGAUUAUCUGCUUAGACCUUUCUGAAGAGAUGUCAUUGCCGAAGCUUGAAUCUUUUAAUGGGUCUAAAACAAAUGCCCUGAACAUCUGUCAGAAGAUGAUCGAGAUGUUUGUCAGAACCAAACACAAGAUCGACAAAAGACACGAGUUUGCCCUGGUUGUAGUCAAUGAUGACGCCCUAUGGCUGUCAGGCUUCACGUCUGACCCCAGGGAGCUGUGCAGCUGUCUCUACGAUCUGGAGACUAACAUGUGCGAGACCUUCAACCUGGAAGAUCUUCUCAGUGUGAUCCGCCAGAAGAUCGAGCUUCCGUUGAUGGAGAAUGUUCAGACCAUCCCGCCGCCGUACGUGGUGCGGACCGUGCUCAUCUACAGCCGACAAGCGGGACAGCUUCAGUUCAACCCUUCUGAGGCCGUGAGUAAAAUGCUGCAGUCUCCAUAUUUUUUCUUUGAUGUGGUUUAUCUGCACAACGGGGUGGAGGAGCAGGGCGAGGAGACCAGCUGGAGGGACAACUACACCUCUUUCUGCAACCUGGACUCGAAGGGCGUGUGCUAUCACUUUGAGGUUUCCCUGAGCGGAGCGGCCAUCGAGCUGCACAACUGCAUGGCCAAGCUUCUGGCUCACCCCUUACAGAGACCCUUCCAGAGUCAUGCGUCCUACAGUCUGCUUGAGGGGGACGACCCCCAGGACAUUGAGGCAACAGUCUGAAAAACGGGACGCACUCACAAAGCACUGCUUCCCUGUGAAAUGUACACACUGUAGUUCAACAGAAAAGAGCCUGGGGAGGGUUUCCAAGUACAAGUCAUUACUGAGGGUUGUUUCCCAUUUCCUGUGACAGAGCAACAAUUCUAAAGAAGGUGACUAUCAACACUAUAAUGGUGUCACAGUAAAUGAGUCAUUUAUUGUUCUACAUGGGGAAAUGAUAAAACAGUCUUGUUGUUAGCGGGAAAAAAAUCAUAGUUCUCUGAAGGUGAAUGAUGAAGAGGAUGUCAGAGACUCCAGGAGAUGGACACAAGUAAAAAGAGAAGAUUAGGAAAGAAUAAAUACAAUAGAAGCAUAAAACUUUCUCAAACAUACUCCCUUACUGUUUCUUUUUCGAGUUAUGAUGAACUGAAUCAUGGAGGCUUCAGUUAUAUUUCCUUCCCCUUUUUUUCCAACUUUUGUUGCCUUUUUUAAAAUCUAUUUUUAUUUUAUUUUAUAAGGGGUUGUUUUUAAUCACGUGUCACUCCUGUAUGUUACACAGACAGUGAAAGUAUGUACAGUAAUAUAAAUGUGGCCUCGUUUGAUUUAGAUUUUUCCCUUGAACUGGGCAGAUGGUGAAAAGGCCUCUGGCACAGUCUGUCUAGCUGCACUUGUAACACGUUGUAUAGAUGAGCUUUUUGAAGCUGUUCCUGGAUAUUAAACAAACAUAUGUGUUGAAUCAGA
Messenger RNA from Platichthys flesus (European flounder), 2209 nucleotides. RefSeq names its product BRISC and BRCA1 A complex member 1 (gene babam1). The record is from RefSeq and is a predicted model, not a curated record. The coding region runs from base 347 to 1492 and encodes 381 amino acids. The transcript has 11 exons. Gene Ontology annotation, biological process: positive regulation of DNA repair; protein K63-linked deubiquitination; double-strand break repair. Gene Ontology annotation, cellular component: BRCA1-A complex; nuclear body; BRISC complex. Lineage: Eukaryota; Metazoa; Chordata; Actinopteri; Pleuronectiformes; Pleuronectidae.